Messenger RNA from Coffea arabica (coffee), 808 nucleotides. Its product is annotated as transcription factor MUTE-like. Gene Ontology annotation, molecular function: DNA-binding transcription factor activity; protein dimerization activity. NCBI's taxonomy places the organism in Eukaryota, Viridiplantae, Streptophyta, Magnoliopsida, Gentianales, Rubiaceae. Gene Ontology annotation, biological process: positive regulation of DNA-templated transcription; guard cell differentiation; stomatal complex development. Gene Ontology annotation, cellular component: nucleus. The record is from RefSeq and is a predicted model, not a curated record.
UUGUUUCUCAGCUGCCAAGAACUCUAGCAUCGCUAGUCAUGUCUCACAUAGCUGUGGAGAGGAACAGGAGAAGACAAAUGAAUGAACAUCUCAAGGUUUUACGUUCCUUGACACCUUGUUUCUACAUCAAGCGGGGAGAUCAAGCAUCAAUAAUAGGGGGUGUAAUAGAAUUCAUAAAGGAGUUGCACCAAGUUCUACAAUCCCUAGAGGCAAAAAAGCGAAGGAUGAGUCUGAGCCCUAGUCCUGGACCUCCUGGUCCUAGCCCGAGGCCAGUCCUAUUGCAGCUAAGUCCUAACUCUGAAAGUUCACUUGGAGGGCAUGAUAAGUUUAAGGAAGUCGGAACAUGCUGCAACUCUCCGGUGGCUGAUGUGGAAGCAAAGAUAUCAGGAUCAAACGUUAUCUUGAGAACUGUUUCUAAGCGAAUUCCUGGUCAAUUGUCAAGGAUCAUCAGUGUGUUGGAGAAAUUCUCCUUUGAAAUUCUCCAUUUGAAUAUCAGUAGCAUGGAAGAUACUGUUCUUUACUCUUUUGUCAUCAAGAUAGGGCUUGAGUGUCAGCUGAGCCUGGAAGAACUUGCAAUGGAGGUUCAACAAAGUUUCCGCUUCCAAUCAGUUUAUGCCAAGGAAACUGUAGGAUAGGAAUGCUGAUCGAGAAAAUUUAUGUAAGUGGUACAUGUCUUCCCUUCUUCGAGGACAUCCCAUGAAACUGGGACCUAAGUGAUAUAGCAUUUUUCCUUGUAUAGUAAAGAAACUGGCAUCCUGAAUGCAUUUUAAUGCAUACAACACGGUACUCUUUACUAAAUAAGGAAAGG